AUGAGUCGAGUUCACUUUUUUGUCCUACCCCUCCUCUGCUUCUUGCUGCACGGAUUAGCAGCCCUUGCAAAAAUUCCUAUUGAAAACCCGCCCUUUGUGUUUACCAACUCGAACCAAGACAAGCUGAAAAGAAACUUUCUUAAUGUCGAUACCCCAUGGGAUAAUGAUGAUGUGCUGGCCAAGCCGCCAUACUCACUUUAUGUAACUCUGGAAAAUUUCCCGAACCCUUUUAUUCACCCUUCCCUGUGUAAUCGAAAUGGGUUGAGCUAUUCCUACCUGUGCGACCCCAACAAAAUCCUGUCUCGGAGCACGGCCGACAAGAUAGAAGAAAUUUUGAGCUACCAAAGACGAAAUUCUAGCCAUUACUGUGCAGACAGAGGAGAAGUCCCUUACGUAUUAGGCGUAGCGCUGAUUGAGCGCCUUCCUUAUGGAGUCAGCGCCGAGACAUUCUCUUCCCAAAUACUGGAACAUUGGAAAUUGGGAAACCGAAAUUGCAACGACGGAAUUUUGCUCCUCUUUGUGAAGGAAAACGCGACUUUUGUAUUGAAGUGGAGAAAAGGUGCCCAGUCGAUUAUCAAUUUCAGAACUGCCACCGCCAUGAACAAGUCCUUUAACAUGUACAUACGAAGGUACUCCCUGGAGUAUUCCAUUUUGAGAGCGGUGACACUGACCUCACAGUACUUGACAGAGGAAAUAAUUCCGCCGACUCAAACGGCUCAGAUGGUUGUAGCUCUUACGAUUGGCAUCGUAGUAGGUUUAGGCUAUCUCGCAUGUAUCCUAAUAGUUUUCUCCGACGCGCAGAAGGGGAACAGAUAA
Plasmodium knowlesi strain H is the source of this 816-nucleotide messenger RNA. Its product is annotated as MOLO1 domain-containing protein, putative. The record is from RefSeq and is a predicted model, not a curated record. The coding region runs from base 1 to 816 and encodes 271 amino acids. The transcript has 9 exons. Gene Ontology annotation, cellular component: acetylcholine-gated channel complex. NCBI's taxonomy places the organism in Eukaryota, Apicomplexa, Aconoidasida, Haemosporida, Plasmodiidae.